ACAACUGUUCAAAGGAAGUGGUUUAUUAUUCAGCAGAAGAGAGCCCAUCAGACAUGUCUAUACAGUGGCCUAACUGGUUCUGACAUUUGCACAAUAUGAUUUAUCUGAGUGGAUGACUGUAAGUUACUGAGAAAUUAACCAGUUUGUGCAAUAAGAGAGGAAAAAAAAGUUAGUCACCACUGUAAAUACACAGUGAGGGGAAACGCCAUGCUGUUGGCUCAGGGACCCUUAAAGUGAAUUUUAUCCGUCAGACAGCAGGCUGUGUGUACGGUGUGUACAGGUGAGGUGAACCCGCCUCCCGUGUCGGCUCGGCUGGUGUCGGUAUCCGAGGAAUGCCUGCAGAAAGCGGCGUUUGAGCUCCGGAGCCCGGGGCGGGGAAAGGGAGAGCUCAGGAAAACUUGUGGGAACUCGUCCCUGACACCGCACUGCGCAGGGCGAGGAGGAGAGGAGAGGAGAGGCACAACAGAGGAAGAAGGCUGUAACUUAACUUCACCCUGCUGUUAUUUGUGUUAGUGUGGACCGCAGACCGAGGAAAAAAAAAAAAAAUGUCCCGGACGAGUGGUUUGUGAGGGGCACUGACAGCAAGAGGAGGAGUGUCAGCGCAUACCUCAGCCAGCUGAAGGUGUUUGGUGGUCGGAGAGAGAUGGACUCCCUGAAGAAGGAGCUGGAGGAGGAGCUGAAGCUCAACAGUGAGGACCCGAGGAGCCAUGCAUGGUACCACGGGCCGCUAAGCCGAGAGAGUGCAGAGUCUCUGCUGGAGAGGGACGGGGACUUCCUGGUCCGUGAUUCAAGCUCCGCCCCUGGUGACUAUGUUUUGAGCUGCUACUGGAGGGACGAGCCCAUGCACUUUAAGAUCAUUCGGGUGGUCUUACGACCCAAGAAGGGCUACUCCAGGGAGCUGUUCCAGUUUGAGGAGGAUCGCUUUGACAAUGUUCCCGCUCUGAUCCACUUCCAUGUGGGGGGGCGUAAACCCAUAUCCCAGGCCUCAGGCGCUGUGGUCUUUCACCCAAUCACACGGACCCUCCCUCUGCGUGUCAUCAGUGAGCGCCAGGCGGAGCGUGGCACCAGCAGUAAUGGGGGUCCAGGAGGAGAGAAACGCUCAGAGCACAGCAAGAGACUCAGUUUCAGCUCUUCACACGCUGACAUGCUGCAGAUCAACAAUCCACUGCUCAGGAGUGGAAGUCAGCCUGCUAACUUGGAGAACUUGGGGCGCAGGCCUUCACUACAGUCUGCACAAUCUGACAGCCACCUGUCGACAGGACUUCCUCAGAGCUGUCAGUCAGAGAAUGCUGGCCCCGCCCCCAUCUCCCCUGUGUUCCGCACAGGCAGUGAACCCUUGCUGAGCCCCCGCCCACGACACUCACGCCCCUCCCAUCCAGGUGGAGGAGUGACUCUGCGAGGCUCAGAUGGACAGCUGCACCCCAGAGCUCCUCCUAAACCCCUUAGGAUCUCUGCAGCCUUCCCCAACGCCACACCGCCUCUGUCUGCACCACCUUGUGACGACCCCUCCUCUUUCUACGAUGAGCUGGUUGUCCAGGUGCCACAGUCUCGGCGGAAGGGCCACGUGGACCGACUGCGUGCGGAGGAGAAGUGGCAGAGCCGUGCACGCCUCACAGAGACCUCCUUCAGCUUUCUGGAGGCACAGAAGGAUGAGGCGGCACCACAGCUGCCUUUCAAGAUGCCGACGCAGAGGGAGGCACCAGGAGACACAGAAGAAUGGCAUUUUGAACGUCCACAUGUGGAGUCAAUUUCGUGUUUCCAGUUGGAUCAGUUUGAGUCACUUCUCUUGCCGGAGAACAACCGGCCUCUGGAGCCGAGCGUCCUGUUGACACUCAAAGAGCUCUUCAACCGUUCAGACGACACCACCACCGCUCUGCACAUGCUCAGUGUUGACUGCCAGGUAGCACGCAUUGUUGGGGUGACGGAUGAGCAGAGGAGGAUUAUGGGAGUUGAAUCAGGGCUGGAGCUUAUCACACUGCCACAUGGACACCAGUUACGACAGGACCUGUUGGAGAGGCAUCACCUAAUCGCACUCGGAGUAGCCGUGGACAUCCUUGGCUGCACAGGGACGGUGGGUCAGAGGGCAACCGUUUUACAUAAAGUCAUUUCUUUGGCUCAGGCGCUGAAGGAACAAGCCCAUGACCUCUUCUCUUUCUCAGCUGUGAUGAAGGCUCUGGAGAUGCCUCAGAUUACUCGGUUGGAGAUGACAUGGCGAGCACUGAGGAGGAACCACACAGAGAGCGCUGUUUUGUUUGAGAAGACCCUCAAACCCUUCAUGAACUCUCUGAAUGAGGGAGAUGACUCUGUAGUCCAGGGUCCAGUAGCCAUGCCACACCUGGUGCCCCUGCUGAUGCUGAUGGAGGGUGAGGACCCGGUUGAGAACAGCGAGCGUGGCUGUCAGCUUCUCUACGACGUUCUCCAGUCAGCACGUAAUGCUGCGCUGCACGCCCCAGAUUACCAAAAACACGCACAUUCCCUGCUUUCAGGAGGAUGGGAGCCCGUCCCUGAGCUGCUGGAGGCGUUCCGGACGGAGUUUGCCUUGCGGCUGUUCUGGGGUCAGUCUGGAGCGGAGGUGGACAGACAGGUCCGCUAUGAAAAGUUUGACAACAUUCUGUGUGUCCUCUCUGAUAAACUGGAGCCUGUUGAGGCAACCCCACUCCACCCUCAAUCCUGAAGCUUCAGCUAUCAUGUUGACCCUCAGGGCCUGUUUUAUUACGUUUUCACUUCAAGGCGCAGUUGGCACUUUUUUCACUAGAGGACAGUAUGACACAAAGAUGAAAAGGGAAACAUUUUCUGGCUUGCGAUGGAUGCCGAACCCCUUGAGAUCUGACCACUGAGCUCCAACUGGCCUUGAGGGCGAACUCUCAUCCAACUACAGAUAAAGGAACAGCUCCAUGUGGCAAGGGCCUUGUGGGAAGUGGAAUAACAUUUGGAGUGAGUUGGCCCUGGGUGGACCCUCAGAGUACAAAGGUCUGUGCUCCUGUGUGACCUUUUUAUUCUUUUUUUUUUUUUUUUUUUUUUUUUUUUCAGGAAACCAGACAGGUAGCUUCCAAGUGUUUACUUUUCACCAGACUUGGAUCAAACAGGAUUUGCAAAUAGUUUCUUGUUUUGCCAUGUUUGCUUUGUUCUGCUUAAAGGGCCAGAUGCAUGGAGUUUGUCACUUGACACUAAGCACCAGGCCAAUUUAGUCCAAUCAGCGACUGUUGUGUGAAAGCUACUAAAAUACAAUUCUGUGAAUGAUAAAUCAAUUAUUCAACGGCAGAAUUGUACUAAAAGGCAAACC
Myripristis murdjan (pinecone soldierfish) is the source of this 3283-nucleotide messenger RNA. It is a transcript of the gene sh2d3a, whose product is annotated as SH2 domain containing 3A. Gene Ontology annotation, molecular function: phosphotyrosine residue binding; guanyl-nucleotide exchange factor activity. The record is from RefSeq and is a predicted model, not a curated record. Lineage: Eukaryota; Metazoa; Chordata; Actinopteri; Holocentriformes; Holocentridae. The transcript is spliced from 15 exons. Gene Ontology annotation, biological process: small GTPase-mediated signal transduction; positive regulation of peptidyl-serine phosphorylation. Bases 644 to 2674 code for a protein of 676 amino acids.